AUGCCACGUAAGCUACGUAAGAAUAUACGUAAGAGGAAGGGAGCAUUGAAACAUCCAAUAGUAAAACUGACACCACAACAACAGUUGCAACAACAAAUGCUGAAUGACCCCACUAUGUUGCAACAAAUGUCAAGCAACCCUAUGCUCUUAAACCGAGUUCUUGGUGCACAGAGUGGAGGUUUAAGAGCGGCACUUUUAGCGAAAAUGGCAGGCUAUGGUGGAGCCGCAGACGGAACAGCCUAUAACCCUCAAAGUCAAAUGAAUUUGAGUUCACUCAAAAAUCAAAUAUCAGAUGUCAAAAAGUCAAACAUAGACAUACAGAAGCAAAUAAGUGAAAACGAAAAGAAACUAGAAUAUGA
Trichomonas vaginalis G3 is the source of this 359-nucleotide messenger RNA. RefSeq names its product protein of unknown function, DUF4106 family. The transcript has a single exon. The record is from RefSeq and is a predicted model, not a curated record. Lineage: Eukaryota; Parabasalia; Trichomonadida; Trichomonadidae. The annotation marks the transcript as partial.